AUGUGACGAUUUCUUAAUAUUAAAGUCAUUAAUGUAUUUACAUGGCGAAAGGGAAGGACCAGCGUCACACUGGGAAAGGGAGCACAUUUCAGCCGCACGACUUAUUGAAUAUUCCCCCUGAAGAUGGAGUUUGGGGAAAGGAAGAGGAGAAGGAAGUCGCAGAGCUUUAAAUUGGUCACGGAUGAAGAAUGUGACACUUCAUAUGAGCUGAAUUCCAGUUGCAAAGAGGCCAAUGGCGUAAAGGAUGCUGCUGUACCUGAGGUUUGGCUGGGCAACGAGGGUAUGGAGAUCAAGAGGCAAAUCACGGGAAUGAUGCAGCUUUUGAGCGAUAAGUCUGGCCGGGUGUAUCAUCGUCUUGGGACGGAUCAGGACAGCUCAAUAACAGAGCCCCAAGACAGGCAUCUGAACUGGAUACAUCAGCCACCAAUUAUCUCUCUUGUGUCAGAGGACCACCAGAGCAACCACUGGAUCUCUGUGAGGGACUCAGAGCAUUCACCUUCAUCCACAUCUGCGUCCAUGCCCAACGGUCUGGGCUGUGGCCAGUACAGCACCCGCUCCAAAGCCCUCAAGAGUCUCAGCAACACAAAGGACUCAAACAAAGCCAAUGAAACAAAUGGUGUUCUCGCUCCUGCAGUGCCAGAAGCCGCUUGCUGUAUGUGUAACUGUAAAGGCACAUUGCAGGCUAUACUGCAGGAACUGCGAGCCAUGAGGAGGUUGAUGCAAACUCAAAAAGGAUCAGUUGACAGACAGGACCAAGCAGCAUCAGCAUGCCAACCUCGCCUUGGACUUGGCGCCACUUCUCGUUGUAUGCACCGAAAGAGAAGGCCUAUCCAUAGGAUGGCUCCACUUAGUGCAUCCAGCACUAAAAAAAAUGCUUUUUUCCCAUUGGGGGUCUCAGCACUUAAAGCUGCAGGUGUGGCACCUGCAGAAUCUAAAAAUGGAGAAGAAUGUGAGAAAAAAGACUCAUCAACUCCUGACGUACAUCCCAUCUCUCCUGAUGCUUCUAUGCUACUGCCUCAGAAAAAUCCAGUAAUAGUCAGCAACAUCCACAAUCCUCUGCUGAACCAAAUGAGGGAAACCCAGGCGUUAGAGUCGGAGGUGCGUCUUGCAGAGGAUUAUGAUGUGUAUAUCUCCAAGGCCCAGCUAGACUCCAUCCUGGUCAACUAUACCCGCUCUGGCAGCCUGCUGUUCCGCAAACUGGUGUGCGCCUUCUUUGAUGAUGCAACCUUGGCUACUUCCCUGCCAAAUGGUAAAAGGAAGCGAGGGCUUAACGAUAACCGUAAAGGCUUGGACCAGAAUAUUGUAGGUGCCAUUAAAGUGUUUACAGAGAAAUACUGCACUAAACAUGGAAUCGAGAAGUUGCCUGGGCCACGAGAUUGGGUGCAGAUCCUUCAAGAUCAGAUUAAACUUGCCAGGAGGAGGCUAAAAAGAGAUGCUGCAGAAGCAGAAAACUCAAAUGGACCGUCCACAAGUAUUAACCUCAUCUGA
Cololabis saira (Pacific saury) is the source of this 1488-nucleotide messenger RNA. It is a transcript of the gene bend7, whose product is annotated as BEN domain containing 7. Lineage: Eukaryota; Metazoa; Chordata; Actinopteri; Beloniformes; Belonidae. The transcript is spliced from 10 exons. Gene Ontology annotation, molecular function: DNA binding. The record is from RefSeq and is a predicted model, not a curated record.